Molecule: messenger RNA, 790 nt
Organism: Drosophila navojoa
Lineage: Eukaryota; Metazoa; Arthropoda; Insecta; Diptera; Drosophilidae
Gene: GstT3
Product: Glutathione S transferase T3
Biological process (GO): glutathione metabolic process
Cellular component (GO): cytoplasm
Molecular function (GO): glutathione transferase activity
Source: RefSeq, a predicted model, not a curated record
UGUCGGACCCGACUGAUCGCAGGUAAAGUGAUCUUUGAACCGGUUGAGGCCAAAGUUGUACAGCGGCAGAGCGCGAAGCUGACGAGCCAAACGAUGUCUUCGCUCAAGUUCUACUACGAUCUGAUGUCGCAGCCCUCGCGGGCGCUGUUCAUCAUAUUCCGUUUGAGUGGAAUGCAGUUCGAGGAUUGCGUUGUGGCGCUGCGUAAUGGCGAGCAUCUGACAGAUGAGUUCAAGCUGAAUAUAAAUCGUUUCCAGCGCGUGCCCUGCAUUAACGAUAAUGGCUAUAAGCUGGCGGAAAGCGUGGCCAUACUGCGCUACCUCAGUGCCAAGGGCGAGAUCCCGGAGAUACUGUACCCCAAGUAUUUCGCCAAGCAGGCUCGCGUCGAUGAGUUCCUCGAGUGGCAGCAUACGACGCUGCGCGUCACCUGUGCCAUGUACUUUCGCACCAUCUGGCUGGAUCCGCUGCUGACGGGUCGUUCGCCCAAGGAGGACAAAAUCGAGAAGCUGCGCAUGCACAUGGAGCGCAAUCUGGACAUCAUCGAGCAGGUCUGGCUGGCCAAGAGCGAGUUCCUAACCGGAUCUACGCUCACGGUGGCCGACAUCUUUGCCGCCUGUGAAAUCGAGCAAACGCGCAUGGCCGAUUACGAUGUGCGCAUCAAGUUCCCCAAGAUACGCGCCUGGCUGAAGCGCGUCCGGCACAGCUGCAAUCCGCACUACGAUGCGGCCCACGCGUUCGUCUACAAAAUUUCGGGCACUGGACCACAGGCGAAACUCUGAAGCACUACCAAAC